AACCGAGGCAGCAAAUAAGGUGUCCAAGCGAAGGAGCAUCUAGUUGCUCCACUAAGCUUUCCCUUGUGCUGAAAUUUAUCGUAGCACUAUGGACGGUCAAAAAUAUUCACAAGUGUCUGCUACAGGAGACGAGAAUGAGGAUGCCAUCGAACUCACAGGAGUGUCCUUGAAGAAUCGUUCGUUCGACGAGGAGGACGGGGAAGACCACAGUCUGACCGAUCAAUUUAGUGACGAAGACGUUUAUGAACGUGAUGAUGGUCUAGAGAACAGAAUCAACAAUCGUGUUUUCAAUGGUGGACAUGCAAGGCUUCCUAUGGAACUGAUAGAAGAGCAACUAUUAUGGAAUGUCUUCAAUCGAUGGGAGGAACCUAGUUUUCUUUCACUACUUGUCACCACAUUCUUUUUGAUACCGACUCUUGUGAUAUGGAUGUAUGGUGCUUUUGAAUUCGUGGGGAAAUGGUGGGCUAUCUGGAUAAUAGUACUGCACAUGCAACUACGGCUUUCCAUCUCUACAUGGUACAUCAAGAGUACUUCUACGGUGGGCUUCGCGCAUCGGUGGUCUCUUCGAAAGAUGUGCUCGUUCGUGACUAUCUUCGAAGUAUCAAUGUGUGGGAUAGUCUAUCCUUUAAUAUGCAAAAUCAUCACCGAUGCGUUUUUCCGCGACGUGGAUGGGGCCAUCAUCGCAGAAUGGACGAAAGAAACCCGCUUCAUGGUGGUUGGGGUUGUGAUGGGUUGGCUGGUCGUGGCAUUACGGUGCUGUAUUGGUCUUCCGUGCAUAGCAAUCAGAGUAAUGAAGUACAAGGAUCCAGACAUGUACCGAGAAUAUAGACCCAUUUAUUGGACUCCAUUGGGCGAAGAGGGUUCAUUGCAAGAUGGUACUCGAAAUGUGCUGUAUUGUAUUUUUCUUUAUCUUAAUUUCUUUGUUUUCGGAUUGAACUUAAUGUGCAUUUUAUCUCUCAUAUCUCAUUUUGGGCCGUGGCCACCCGGCCUUUCUCUUCCAGAAAAUUGUGAUGGCUUGGAUGCAACAGAAUGUGCACUGCCGUUUCCAUCCUUUCAUCACAUGAGAGAGGACACGAAAAGUUAUACGGGGUGGCGGGUCCACCUGAAGGGCAUGCCCCCAUUGCGCGGAGGAGUCCCAUUUCAUCCAAAAUUUCUCAACGACUUGGACGGUUUCAGCACGAGUAAGUACUAGUCAUGAAUCAACUUUGUACGAGACAAAAAGAAGAACAAACGAAAUCAAUCUUUAGUUUAUCAACUGAAAUCAAUUUGCUUUAUUCUAUGAUAGUGGGGCCCAUUCUUUUUUAUAUAGACGGGUUAAAGGUAUGUGUAGCCAAAUGUCGUUGCAACUUUUGCAGAAUGAAACACGCUUGUCUCAAAUUGUUUGACCUCUUCUUCUGGGCUUUCAAAUGCGUUCGUCGACAUCAAUAGGAAGCUUACGAAAAUCAAGAAGAAAAUGAACAUGAAAUUCAGGGCCCAGAAAAUAUAUCAUUAUCAGUCACUCAAAAAUCAAUAACAGUGCUUGUCGAUAUAAGUGAUGCCUCUUUGGUCCAUCACAGUGCAGAGAUAGAUUACUUGGACCCAAACCAUCCAGUCGUUAUGAUGUAUCCGGCUGAACCUUUGAAACACAAUACCCACUAUGCAGUAGGGGUAAUUUCUGCUAGGGAUAAAACAGGACGUCAACUACCACCAACGCAGGGGAUGGUAGAUAUGAUGAAAGCAAAGCAUUCAAAAACAAGAAUGCGUUUUGUCAAUAAGGUCAUACCUGCCGUUGAUCUGGCAGUGCCUUGGUUUUCGUUCAAAAAGGAUCCGCAAUCAUUGCAGCUACUCUUCGAUUUUGUCACAGCGAGUGAAGCAUCUCAACUGGACCCGGUCAGAGCUGCGCGCGAUAUAGCUUUAGAACAUGUCGCGGACUGGAAUUGGGAUGAUCACGCUCGUGUGGUGUCUACUGAGGACUAUGACUGUGAUGGGGAUGACUCUCCUGAUAUUGCUCGGACCGUUCAUCUUAGUUUAGAUGUUCCAUCCCUUUUGUAUCAAGAGAGCCGUUAUUCAUUUUUAGAUCCCAGAAAAAUUGAGCGAAGGCAUGCCGUGGCAUUUGGCGAAGCUAAAGCAAUGGUGGAAAUACCUUGUAGUUUGAUGAAAGAAACGCUUGACGAGGGAUCUGGAAAGAAAUUGCGAGCAAUCGUCGAAUUUGGUCACGGUUUGUUUGGAAACCGAGAAGAAAUGAAAGAUGGUUUCUUACGAAGGAUGGGCAACAACAAUGGGUACAUCACGAUGGGAAUGGAUUGGAGAGGAAUGUCUAGAGUCGACUUACCAAUUGUUAUUAGAACACUGGUCGGCAAUCCAGAUCUCUUUCAAGCAGUACGUGACAAUCUAAUACAAGGUUUUGCGAACAAAAUUUGCUUGCAACAUUUUUCUCAGAACGGAAUGCUGAGGCUUGAAGCAUUCAAGUUCGGAGGAACUUCCAUUCCCACUCUGAACCAUCGCCCGCCAACUUCGGCUUUCUACGGCAUCAGCCAAGGGGGAAUUUUAGGUGGUGGCUACAUGAGUGUGAUUGGGAAAACUAAACUGAUAGAUAGAGGGAUUCUGGGGUCGCCAGGCUCGCCCUUUACUCUAGUAUUGACUCGAUCUCUUGACUUUGGUUCAUACGACAAAUUAUUUCUUAAGAACUUUUAUAACAACAGACACGUACGGAUUGCAUUGGCUCUCAUGCAGAUGGCAUGGGAUUCGACGGAGGCAUCGGGAUUUCAGGCUCGACCUGUAUUGGAGCCCGUCCCUCGGCUUUUAAUACAGGCUGGUUUGGGCGAUGCAGUAGUGCCAACCAUUGCCGCCGAGUCUCUGGCGAGAGCCAUGGGAGCAUCUCUUCUGCCUGGUAGUCCACGGUCUGUUUUUGGACUUCCUACAGAGUCCGCAGCCGACGAUGAUAAAUGGAUUGGUCCUAAGGUAACACUAAGUGAACUUCUAUAUGAACAAGAAUACAGCAGCCUUCCGAUCGACAACGAUUACUUCAGUGCAGGAUCACAUGACACCCUUUCAGAAAAUCGUGUUCACUUCUGUCUACGUUGGGACAGUGCCAUGAUUGAGCAAAUUGAAGAAUUUGUCAACACUGGGCGAGUUAUUGAUCCGUGUAGAAAUGAUCAUUGCCAAAGAGAAACAUGUUCAUAAGUAUGGCUCUCUUGAAACUACAUUUCAUUUUUCAAUACUUUUGUACUUUAGUUCCAUGAUCUGUUGUUUGUUAGCUAUGAAAUGCAAAGUAUUGUCAGUAAUUUGGUGAAGAUUGAAGAUCAAAGAAUGUUAUAAUUUCCUUUGAAGAAGAACCACCAGUUUUCAUGUGGCACCCUGUUUAAUUGCCAUGACUUUUCUGAGCCCAGAAUGGUAGUAAUGCUGACAAUUUGGUGGAGUAUAACAAUACUCACAC
Pseudo-nitzschia multistriata is the source of this 3415-nucleotide messenger RNA. The record is from the annotation of a GenBank genome assembly. NCBI's taxonomy places the organism in Eukaryota, Bacillariophyta, Bacillariophyceae, Bacillariales, Bacillariaceae.